CCGCUCCCCGCUCCCCGCUCCCUUGCCCUCUCCCUCGCCCCGCCGCUGCUGCCAGCCAUGGCCAUGAACCGUCUGGCUGCUGCUGCGUCGUCGCGCCGCGCCGUGCUCGCCGCCGCGCCGGCUGCCCGCGGCCUCCGCACGGCCGCUGCGGCGCCGAUGCGCAUGGCCGUGCCCGCCGUCGCGGCGGGCCCGCUGCGCAUGCGUGCCGCACACAUGGCCCUCGCCCGCUCCGUCAUGACGCAGGCCGGCGACCCCGUGCCGCUGCUGCCGCCGCCGCGCCGCCGCCGCUUCAUGCCGCGCUUCCUCCUCUACUCGACGCUCUCCCUCACGCUCUUCUACGGCGUCUCGACGCUCCUCGCGCUCAACUCGGACCGCUACGCCGACUUCUUCGCCGAGUCGGUGCCGCUGGGCGACCGCAUCCUCGACCAGGUCGAGGGCACCGACUUCGCCGAGAAGGCCAAGCAGCCCGUCAUCCGCUCGGCCAUCAACGCCUCGUACGGCCUCGGCUCGCUGGCGCAGAGCGGCGCCAACGCCGCCGGCCGCGCGUGGAACACGGCAAAGGACAAGAUCGAGGACGUGUCCGACUCGGGCGCAAAGGCCGCCGACACGACGCUGCGCGACGGCCGCGCGCAGCUGGCCGAGGCGCGCGGCAAGGCCAAGGACAUGAACUACAAGAUCCAGAAGAAGGCCGACGCCGUGGCGCAGCACGCCAAGGACGGCGCCGCCAGCGCGUCGCAGUCGGUGCAGAACGCCCUGAGCAGCGCAGGCGAGUCGGCCAAGGAGCUCGGCGAGGAGGCCAAGGCCAAGCUGCAGGAGCUGGUGGGCCGCGGCAAGGAGGCCGCCGGCGAGGCCGAGCAGCAGGCCAGGCGUGCCGGCGCCAAGGUCGAGGAGCAGGGCCGCGGCCUGCUGAACCGCGGCAAGGCGGCGCUCGAGGAGGCCAAGCCGGCGCCGUACGGCCAGCCGCUGCCGCUGCAGCACGAGGCGCCCGCCGGCUUCGCGACGCCGCGCACCGACCGCGGCCUCUCGGCAGAGAAGCACCCCAACGCGCGGCUGCGCGAGAACCCCGAGGCGCCCAAGCUGCCCAAGCUGGCGCCGGCGCUCUCGAGCCUCUCGGGCUCCGAGCCCAUGGUCUCGCAGCUCGCCGGCACCAUCGACGAGCUGGCGGCCUUCCUGCGCGACACGCCCAACUCGGGCUUCCAGGCGCGCGGCGUGCUCGACGACGCAAAGGCGGACCUGGAGCAGCUGGCGGCGCGCCUCGAGACGAUCAAGCGCAACGAGGCGGCGCGUGUCGAGAAGGGCCUCGCCGACGCGGCGAGCAAGUACGACAAGCAGCUGGCGGCCGCGCGGGAGGAGGCCGGCAAGCAGGUCGGCGAGGUCGACGCGGCGUGGAAGAAGCGCGACGCCGAGGAGCGCAAGAAGCAGCGCCAGGAGUACGAGAACCAGCUGCGCGCCGAGCUGGCGACUCAGAGCGAGAUCAUCAACGAGCGGCUGCGCGAGGAGGUUGUGGCGCAGGGCAUCGAGAUGCAGCGCCGCUGGAUGCGCGACAUCAAGAAGCGCGUCGAGGAGGAGCGCGGCGGCCGUCUGGCGCGCCUCGACGAGCUGGCGUCGGACCUCAAGCACCUUGAGGAGGUGACGAUGGAGAAUAGCUCGCAGCUCGACGAGGGCAGCAACGUGCACACGCUCUGGGCCGCCGUGCGUGCCGCCAAGACGGCCGUGCUCUCCGACGAGGAGCGCGCCGACGCCGAGUCGGGCGCGCCGCGCAAGCGCGCCUUCCGCGACGAGCUCAACGUGCUGCGUGCCUCGCCGCGCGCCAAGGACGACGAGCUGAUCCGCACGGCCGUGGGCAUUCUGGAGCGCAACCCGGCCGUCGACUCGGGCCUGGCCUCCUUCACCGAGCUGCACCGCUGGUUCGCCGACCGCGUGGCGCCGGCGUGCCAGCGUGCCGCCCUGGUGCCCGACCACGCCGGCAUUCUCUCGCACAUCGGCUCCGCCGUCGUGUCGCCCAUCUUCUACGCGCGCCGCGGCUACGUCGCCGGCGAGGACACGCCCAGCACGCUGGCGCGCGCCCACUACUGGCUCGAGCGGCAGGAGCUCGACGCCGCGGCUCGGGAAGUCAACAGCCUCAAGGGCUGGCCCAAGAUUCUCGCCGAGGACUGGCUCGAUGCAGCACGCGCCCGCCUCGAGGCACAACAAGCACUGGAGCUCGUCAGUGCGCAGACGACGUUCGCGGCGCUGCAGGUCGCAUGAGCCCGGCAUCACACUCUCUCCCUCUCUGUUGUGCCAAAAGCAGCUGGCAGCCCAGCUCUUGCAUCGGCACAGCGUGCACCCCUCUGCACUCCGUGCUCGCCUGCUUCCGCUUCCAACCGUUACGUAGAUCAAUGAGACACAGCUACACAGACCGUCCGCCUUGGGCUGAGUGUGUGUCAUUGCGCCGCAACGG
Messenger RNA from Tilletiopsis washingtonensis, 2440 nucleotides. RefSeq lists its product as hypothetical. The transcript has 3 exons. Gene Ontology annotation, biological process: cristae formation. The record is from RefSeq and is a predicted model, not a curated record. Gene Ontology annotation, cellular component: MICOS complex. Bases 58 to 2247 code for a protein of 729 amino acids. NCBI's taxonomy places the organism in Eukaryota, Fungi, Basidiomycota, Exobasidiomycetes, Entylomatales.